Messenger RNA from Calidris pugnax (ruff), 1176 nucleotides. Its product is annotated as endonuclease 8-like 2. Gene Ontology annotation, molecular function: DNA-(apurinic or apyrimidinic site) endonuclease activity; DNA N-glycosylase activity; zinc ion binding. Gene Ontology annotation, cellular component: nucleus. The coding region runs from base 193 to 1176 and encodes 327 amino acids. The record is from RefSeq and is a predicted model, not a curated record. Gene Ontology annotation, biological process: base-excision repair. The transcript has 4 exons. Lineage: Eukaryota; Metazoa; Chordata; Aves; Charadriiformes; Scolopacidae.
GGAAAUUAGCCCCUCUCUGCACCUGGAAGGAAACUGUUUCUUUUCAUGGACUUUGAGAGGAAAAUGGGGGUGAGGAGAUUGUGGUGAGCUCAGCCUCGGACUGUUUUUAUGUAUUUCUGAGUUGCAACUUCCCUUCAAGCAUAGGGCACCAAGAGUAAGAAGGACCUGCUGUUCCCUCAACAAUUGCUGGAGAUGCCAGAGGGCCCAUCAUUGAGGAAAUUCCAUUUACUGACCUCCCCUUUUGUGGGCCAAGUGGUGGCCAAGGUGGGGGGAAGCAGCCGGAAGAUCAAUGUGAAUGACCUGAAUGCCCUGAGGCUCCAGGACUCCCAGGUUCAUGGGAAGAACUUGUACCUGGCAUUUGUGGCAGCAGAAGGUCCCUUAGGACCAACUGCAGAAGAGACAGUGCUGCAAAGAGAGGCUGCUUGUGGGGCAAGUUCUCCUCCUCAGGAAGGGCAAGAGCAGGUUUGUCCUCCACAGCCAGAUCCCCAGGAAGAGGAGCUGCAGGAACUCCAGCACUCAAGCUCUGAAGCCCCAGAUGAAGCAGGGGGUUCAAGCAGCUGGUUGCGCUUCCAUUUUGGCUUGUAUGGCAGCAUUCGGGCAAAUGAGCUCUCAAGAGCAAACAAAGCCAACAAGAGAGGAGACUGGAAAGACCCCGUCCCCAGGCUGAUUCUGCACUUUGAGAGUGGAGGCUUCCUUGCUUUCUACAACUGUCGAAUGCAGUGGUGCUCCUCUCCACGGGCUGAUCCUACUUCUGACAUCCUCUCUGUGGAGUUCCACCGUGGCCGGGCACUGGAUGCUCUCCGUGCACCCGAUCCCAUCUGCUACACCCUCUUAGACCAAAGAUAUUUUUCAGGGCUGGGGAAUAUCAUUAAGAAUGAGAUCUUGUACCUGGCCAAGAUCCACCCAUUGACACAAGGGUCUCUCUUGGCUCUCUCAGACCUGGAGCGUCUCCUCGACUGUGUGGUUCAGUUCAGCUCGGACUGGCUGGGCAGCAAGCUGCGUGGCAAAGGGCUGCACCACCAGAUCUACCGGAAGGAGCAGUGUCCCCUUGGGCACACAGUGACAAAGGGAACCUUUGGACCCUCAGGUGGCUUCAAGAGACUUACGUGGUGGUGUCCACAGUGCCAGCCUCAGGUGCUGCCAAGAGAUGGGGAUCCUUCCCCAAUCACUAAGUGA